AUGUCUGCGCCCUGCUCGCUCCCCGGCCCUGCCUCCUCUGCUCCUCUGCACCUCGCUUCCUCACGCCUCUCACUGCUGCUUGCCUUGUCAUCUGGUGCUGGUGCUGGUGUGGGUGCGGGUGCUGGUGCUGGUGCUGUUGCUGGUGGUGCUGCUAUUAAUGAUAUUUCGGCUGCUGCUGUUGCUGCUGCUGUUGCUGCUGCCAUUGCUGGUGAUGAUGCUGGUCCUUCUGCUGUUGCUGUUGCUCUUGCUGGUUGUGCUGAUGUUGACGCUUUUGCUGCUAUUGUUGCUGCUGCUGCUUCUGCUGCUGCUAUUGCUGUUGCUGAUGCUGUUGCUGUUGCUGUUGCUGUUGCUGUUGCUGUUGCUGUUGCUGUUGCUGUUGCUGUUGCCGUUGUUGUUGCUGUUGCUGCUGCUGCUGCUGGUGCUAGUGCUGCUGUUGCUGCUGUUGCUGCUGCUGCUGCUGCUGCUGCUGCUGCUGCUGCUGCUGCUGCUGCUGCUGCUGCUGCUGCUGCUGCUGCUGCUGCUGCUGCUGCUGCUGCUGCUGCUGCUGCUGCUGCUGCUUCUGCUGCUGCUGCUGCUGCUGCUGCUGCUGCUGCUGCUGCUGCUGCUGCUGCUGCUGCUGCUGCUGCUGCUGCUGCUGCUGCUGCUGCUGCUGCUGCUGCUGCUGCUGCUGCUGCUGCUGCUGCUGCUGCUGCUGCUGCUGCUGCUGCUGCUGCUGCUGUUGCUGGUGCUGUUGCUGCUCCUGCUGAUGGUGCUGCUGCUCUCACUGGUGGUGAUGAUGUUGACACUUCUGCUGUUGCUGUUGUUGAAGCUGCUGCUGAUGCUGGCGCUGCUGCCGAUGGUGCUGCCACUGGUGCUGAUGGUGGCGCUGCUGCCGAUGGUGCUGCCACUGGUGCUGAUGCUGGCGCUGGUGCUGGAGCUGGUGCUGGCGCUGGUGCUGGCGCUGGUGCAAUGGCUGCUGCUGCUGGUGUUGCCGAUGGUGCCUCUCCUGCUGCUCCUACUGCACUGUGGGGCCGACCUGCAGCUGCUGAUGAUGCCGACGCUGCUAAUGGCGCUGGUGCCACGGGCGCUGCUGGUAGCAGCGGCUCACAGAGAGGGGCUGCCACGGACCAGCGCGCGCUGCCACCGACGUGCGGGGAGGCACGAACGGGCGGAGAAGCAUGGACGGGCGGAGAGGCAUGGACGGGCGGAGAGGCAUGGACGGGCGGAGAGGCAUGGACGGGCGGAGAGGCAUGGACGGGCGGAGAGGCACGGAGAAUGCCUCGCGCGCGCCACAGCCAUCCCCUCGCGCACUUUCCUCGCUCUCCGCCAAUCCCCCCCUCGCCUGCCUUUCCGCCGCUGCCUCUGCCUCCCUUCCCCGCGUCUCGCAUCCAUGUCCUUCCGCGUUUCCUUGGCCCCUCUUAG
This is a messenger RNA of Closterium sp. Naga37s-1, 1401 nucleotides long. The record is from the annotation of a GenBank genome assembly. NCBI's taxonomy places the organism in Eukaryota, Viridiplantae, Streptophyta, Zygnematophyceae, Desmidiales, Closteriaceae.